Molecule: messenger RNA, 1050 nt
Organism: Daucus carota subsp. sativus
Lineage: Eukaryota; Viridiplantae; Streptophyta; Magnoliopsida; Apiales; Apiaceae
Exons: 1
Coding region: 181-918 (245 amino acids)
Source: RefSeq, a predicted model, not a curated record
AUAUAACACGCAUUACAUAGCUUGGAUUCCAUUCAACCACAAUUCAAUCGCAGAAGAAGCUUAAAUAAUUACAACACAUCUCUCCUAAAUUAGGUAUAUACAUACACCUAUACGUACAUUAUUUGUAUUCUAGCCCUGCCUUUUCUCUUCCCGAAAAGUUCGCCGCCAUCGCCGAUCACGAUGGCGUCAUCGACUCUGGUCCCCUCCGCCGGGAAAUCCUUGUCGCCGGAGCCUCCGCUCUCCUUCUCCGGCCGGUUUUCCCGCCAUAAUUUGAAAUCGUUCGUAUCGAUCCCGAUUCCGCGUGUUAAGGCCCCUUGCAUCCGCGCCUCGGCGGCCUCGAUUGAGUAUCCGUCGCUGACGGCGCGCGAAAAAGUCGGGGUGUUCACCGACAAUUUGGACGGGUGGAUGAGAGAAUCGGUGGUGGAGAUCGUGAAGAGCUUGAAGAAUUCGCCGCUGAUGGUUCAUGUUUACUGUAAUGACGCGACGGAGGUGAAGAGCGAAAGAGGCGCUUCGGAGAAUUGGAGUGAUUUGUUACAGGAAUGGAGAGACGGAGAGAAGCGAUCACCUGACGGGAUCAUACUUGUUCAACAACUGGAAGAUAAUAAAAUUGAGUAUGAUGAUGAUAGAAGUGUUGAUUUCGAGGACGCAGACCUUACCUCUACUCUAACGUGCACGCGGAAAAAGAGUUGGGAGACUGUUUCCGUGAAAGCCGAGGAGGAGGAUGGGACAAAGGCCUGGGGAGUGUUGGUACAAGGAAAAGGGAAGGAGAGAGAAUGUAGUAGGACAGCUUGUUAUUUGUUGAAGACUUGUAGAGUUAAUUCUGGGUUGGGACUUUGUGGGACUCAUUUUAGUUUGGUUAAGGUUAAGAAUUUUAGAGAAUCUGCCUUUUCUCAGAUCAAGAACAGCUGGUUGUUGUAGUGUGCAUCGCAUGGCAAAAAGCAACUGUUCAUUGGACAUAGUUUUCUUUUAAGAUUUAAUUUGAUUAGACUUGUAAGUUGUACAUCAUCAUUCACAAUUGUUACAUUCCAAAUAUAUUAUUUUUUAUUGGAA